Molecule: messenger RNA, 1035 nt
Organism: Aspergillus ochraceoroseus IBT 24754
Lineage: Eukaryota; Fungi; Ascomycota; Eurotiomycetes; Eurotiales; Aspergillaceae
Gene: cdc31
Product: putative cell division control protein Cdc31
Exons: 2
Coding region: 192-992 (266 amino acids)
Biological process (GO): spindle pole body duplication
Cellular component (GO): mitotic spindle pole body; half bridge of spindle pole body
Molecular function (GO): microtubule binding; calcium ion binding
Source: RefSeq, a predicted model, not a curated record
CGUCAAAUCAACCCCAGAGAGCAGAGAGCUCACAAUCCUGCCGCCUCUCCCCCCUCCUUACUUCAUUUCUCGGAUCGUCGCCUGGAUCUUUGAUACAUUGCUUCCAGUUUAUCCGCGGUUUUGACCACCAUUCCCGCUCCUCCUCCUCCUCCAUCAGCAGCAGCUCGACGUCAACAUAGCCCAUCCCACCCAUGGCGUCGUCCGGACAGCCGUUCGGGUCGCGCUCCUACACGGCAGGUAAAUUGCCCGAUCGAUCGCUGAACACAAAUGCGAUUCCAUUCAGCGCUUCUUCUUUUUCCCGGCACCGCGCGCUGGGCGGACCCGCGACUGGCGACUUCGGGCCAGACGCCGCCAAAUCAACCCACCAGGCACCAGGGCAACCAGCGCAUUCGCAGACACACGGCCCUGCCCAAGACACGAAUCCUCUGAAUCGGUUAACGGAGGAGCAGCGCGAAGAGAUUAAUGAAGCUUUCACCCUGUUCGAUCUCGACCGUGACCGUCACCUGGAUUACCACGAGCUUCGAGUCGCCUUUCGCGCUCUUGGCUUCACCCUGCCCAAACAAGAACUCAUCUCCCUCUUGACUACGUACGGCGUUCCCCGUCCACAGGUCCAGCAGCCCGCUGCUGCUGCUACUACUACUGCUGCUACCGCCGCCCAGCAGGCAUCACAGCAACAGGCGAAGGCGGCGGCUGCUCCGGCCUCGAACCCCCAACACCCGUCUAACCUGCUCAUGCCGCUUUCCGCCUUCCAAGCCGUGACGGCGCUUAAGAUCCUCGAGCGCGACCCGCGCGACGAGAUUCUUCGGGCGUUCGAGCUGUUCGACGAGGGCGGCAAGGGUUACAUCGAUCUGGAGGAUCUGCGCCGCGUCGCGCGAGAACUCGGCGAAACCGGCCUGGAAGAGGAAGAGCUGCGCGCGAUGAUUGAGGAAUUCGACCUGGAAGGUGUUGGCGGUGUGACUCGGGAGGCGUUUGUGAGCAUCUGCUGGCAGUGAUAUACAGUUUGGGUUCGGCUUCUUUUUUUUUUUUUUUUUUUUU